Messenger RNA from Trametes versicolor FP-101664 SS1, 1110 nucleotides. RefSeq lists its product as uncharacterized. NCBI's taxonomy places the organism in Eukaryota, Fungi, Basidiomycota, Agaricomycetes, Polyporales, Polyporaceae. The record is from RefSeq and is a predicted model, not a curated record. The coding region runs from base 1 to 1110 and encodes 369 amino acids. The transcript has 3 exons.
AUGGGCGACUCGCUGUUCAUAGUAGACGACCACAACCUGAACUCCAUCAUCUAUGACACGCAGGACUUGUGGUUCCCUACCGCGAACGUCGACGCCGCGCUCCAAGGCACGCUCACGGAGGGCGUAACGGGAGCGAAAGCCAGCCUGACGUUUUCGGGAACCGCACUCGCUGUGUUCGGUCUCGCGACGACCGCAAACAGCUCGGCCCCCACGAUCCAGUUCUCCGUCGACGGCAAGGUGCUGCAGACGACGACCGCGCCUAACAACGGCAGCGUCAACUUCGAAUUCCCAUUCUUCGACAUCGAAGAUCUGUCAAGCGCACAGCACCUGCUCGAGUUCACCGUGCUCAAUGCCACCACGGACUACCCGUUCGCGCUCGACUUCAUCGCGUACCAGCCCGUCAGCGGCGCGGCGCCGACGGCGUCCCAGCAGGUCGUCACGAGCUUCCUCCCUGCCCCUACGGGCGCGCUAGCGACAGCAGCCGCCUCGAGUUCGUCGUCCAGCACCCCCGUGGGUGCGAUCGUGGGAGGCGUGGUCGGCGGUGUCGCCGUGCUCGUCGCUACUGCCAUCGCCGUGUAUCUCCUGUGCUUCAGGCACAAGCGCAAGGGAGAACCGUAUCUCUACGCGGCUCGUGGACAGGCCAGCGACCUCCUUGACCAAGAAUCGAAGCCGACGCCCUACGAGGUCCCGCAAGCCACCCCGGCCUCUCUCGGUCCCCAGUCCCGCUACAGCGCCGGUCCCACCUCCGCAUACAGCGCGCCGUCAGCUUACACUUCGCCCGGCCUAGGAUACAACAGUCCGGGUUCAGCACCAUACACACCCUCCGAGGCGCCUGUCAGCGACUACACCUCUGUGUCCGGGCCGUCCCACCCGCCGUCGCUCUUCGUCGUCACCAACGCGCAGGCCCCGAGGGACAGCCCGAACCAGGCUAUGAGCAAGGCGGCGGAGGCGGGGCUGCUGUCGGUACCACAGCCUGCAACGUUUCACGCGGACUCGGGGAUCCGCUUCAACUCGGCCGGGGAGCCGUCGUCAUCGACAGCGGCGGGGACUUCGCACGUCCUUGCUGCGCCCGAGCUGGCCGACGUGCCUCCCACAUAUUCGGAAGCGUGA